Lithohypha guttulata is the source of this 876-nucleotide messenger RNA. RefSeq lists its product as uncharacterized. The transcript is spliced from 2 exons. Lineage: Eukaryota; Fungi; Ascomycota; Eurotiomycetes; Chaetothyriales; Trichomeriaceae. The record is from RefSeq and is a predicted model, not a curated record. Bases 1 to 876 code for a protein of 291 amino acids.
AUGGGAAGUAACAAGACCUCAGAAGGUUGGAACAAAGCAGCCGAAGUGUACAGCAACGUCUUUUCCAGAGUCACGAAUGCUAUCGCUCGAGAUUUCAUUGAUCUAACGCAUAAGAUCAAGCCUAUCGACGAACCCGACAGCUACGUUCUCGACAAUGGUGCCGGAACAGGGGCCGUCACGAUCAAUCUUGCAACACGCCUCACCAGUACUCCAGUCUUAGCCACCGACAUCUCCGAUUCGAUGAUGUCCAAGAUUCGUGAUCAGAACUUGCCAAAUGUGCAAAUACGUGUAGUCGACGCCCUCAGAUUGGAUAAGACUCUUCAGGAUGAUACACGACGAAGUGAAAAAGGCGGCUUCAGUCAUGCGUUUGCUAUGUUUGUGCUACAAUUCGUGCCUAACGAUGCUACAGACACAUUCAUCAACCAGAUGAUAUCGGUUGUGCAAUCUGGUGGCACAGUGGGGCUAGGUAUCUGGGGUGACAAGAUUGACAACAUAGACUUGGUCAAUCAAGUAUUUCUGGAGAUUGACCCGAACUACAAAGUCAGAAGUGUAUGGACAGCAGACGAAUUUCCACGUACGGAGCCUGAGAUCAAGCGGAAAGUGGAAAGCAUGGGAUUGAAGAACGUGCAGACUAUCGAUCGACAUGAUACUGCUGGAUUCGAGACAACGGAACAACUGGCUGUCUACAUGUUUGAAGGUAAGAAUCCUGCUGUUGAGAAGCUCUACGACUAUUGGCGAGAGGCACACCCUGAAAUAGGAAUCGAUUUGGUAAGAGAGAAGUUCACUGAGACUGUUGGUAAAGAGCUGGAGAAGGACAAAGACUUUCUGAGAAAGAUUGGAUUGCAGUCGAUAUCUGUGGUUGGUGUGAAGCCUUGA